AUGUUUUCAAAAAGGACGUCGCCAGCACCCUUCCGUGCGCUCCUGCUGCCGGUCGUGGUGGUGGUGGUGGUGGUGGUGGCAUCUGUGGCCCUCCCUGCAGGAGCGCAGUUUGAUUUAAGGCAGCAGCAGCUGGUUAUACAGGAUUUCUUCAUCAGUCGCUCCUGCGCAGGAUGUUCACAGGGGCAAACCGAUGGCCCAAGCGGUGCCGGCACACUCUUCACUGCCGCCGGUGGUUCGCUUGGCAAAGAUGCUUCCACGCUGCUGUUGUGUGACCAAGGUGGUGGUGGCUCCAGCGUGCGUUUGGUGAACAAAUCCGGCAUUUUCACCCUUGCCGGUAGUAAAACGACGCGUGGCAAUCAAAAUGGUCCGGCGGCGACGGCACUCUUCAACAUGCCCCGAGCUGUGGUGCUUGAGGAUGGAGCGCUUUACGUGGCGGACAAUGCCAACAACCUCGUUCGAGAAAUCUCCAAUGGCGUUGUCACUUCGUUUAUUACGGAAGGACUGCUGGGCCCAUCGUACAUCAAACCGUACAGCCGUACAAAUGGCGCUCAUGACUUGUUUGUGUCGGACACGGGCAAAUCACGCAUCAUUUUUGCCCCACUUCAGAAAAAAACGUUCAUCACAGUGUUUAUAACAGGAUUCCAGCCGGAUGUUCUUCAAAUUAGCGAGAAGAGUCGUUUGAUGUUUGCCAUCUGCAAUUCCACGAAAAUUCUUGCGAUUAAUAUGCAGGGAGCCACAACCCCGAAGGAGUACUGGCAAGUUGGAAAUGCGGACUGCAUGGGCUAUCAGAGUUCCCUCAUGCUCACGACCGAGGAGGAUAAACUCCUCUACUACGGCAUAUUAAAUGGAACCCCAUCCAUCAUGUCUUUACCCGCCACCAAAACGAAGACGGAAGCACCCAGAAUUUGCCCGGAUGUGUUGUUGCAGUGGCCACAUGGGCCCAUUGUUUCGCUUGUGAAUAUUAACAAACAUGCAUUUUACGUUGUUACCGCCUCCAAUGUAUACAUUGUACAUGAUGGCUCGUAUCAUCCGACUGUAACGCCGACACCUCCUCUGACACCGACGCCUACACCAGAAGUGACACCCACACCUACUGUGACCCCGACGCCUACACCGGAAGUGACACCCACACCUACUGUGACCCCGAGCCCCACCAUCACAAUCCACCGGGGUUUUGCUGUGGCAGCCUUUCCUGCCCAAAGUCUUCCAAUCGAAGACCCGCGGCUUAUGCAUGAACUGCUUUCUUGGUUAAUGAAGGAUGUAGGGAUUGCGUUCGAAUCCACGGACUUUUUUGCCGUAUUUCCUCCAGAUAGAGAGGUUUUGGUGCCCGGUUAUGUAAAUGUCUCCACCUGGAAUAACUUGACGGUGCUAUUCAACUUUGACCGCACCAUUGUCAUCACGGAAUAUUUCACUCCAGAGGGCAUGUCUUCAGAGGAGGGACAGGCCCGACUCUUCGCUUCGCCGUGGUACUGGACGAGAAAUUUCCUUGAUUCACUAAAGAAAACAGUAGCUUGGAAGGACCUGGAGGCGUUUUGCAUGGUCAACUGUGUUGAGCACUGUGAGACAAUGACAUUCCAUAAGUCAGAAUGUGUAGGCUACGUCCGGCCCCCAGUAUGCAACGACGUCUGUGUGGGGGCGGUAGUGUCCUCCGUGGUGCUUGGCGCCACAGGUAUCGCACUCAUUGCACUGAUGGUUGGAAGUUCGGCGAACUUACGGAGCGCUGUGAUUCUUGUUCCACCCAUGUAG
Molecule: messenger RNA, 1746 nt
Organism: Trypanosoma cruzi
Lineage: Eukaryota; Euglenozoa; Kinetoplastea; Trypanosomatida; Trypanosomatidae
Product: flagellum-adhesion glycoprotein, putative
Exons: 1
Coding region: 1-1746 (581 amino acids)
Source: RefSeq, a predicted model, not a curated record